AUGGUACAGAAAAGUUCAUCAGAAAAAGAACAACAUUUAAUUAUUCAAUCAACACCUAAAGCUUCAGAUAUUCAAUAUGACCAACUUAAAUUAUUAUCUACUGUGAUAUCUGCUAAAGAACAUGAUUAUGACUUGGAGCACAAGCUUAUCUCAUUACUUCUUAAAAAAAAAGGCUAUUAG
This is a messenger RNA of Entrophospora sp. SA101, 180 nucleotides long. NCBI's taxonomy places the organism in Eukaryota, Fungi, Glomeromycota, Glomeromycetes, Entrophosporales, Entrophosporaceae. The record is from the annotation of a GenBank genome assembly.